Mollisia scopiformis is the source of this 1254-nucleotide messenger RNA. RefSeq names its product thioredoxin-domain-containing protein. The record is from RefSeq and is a predicted model, not a curated record. Gene Ontology annotation, molecular function: protein disulfide isomerase activity. The coding region runs from base 43 to 1227 and encodes 394 amino acids. NCBI's taxonomy places the organism in Eukaryota, Fungi, Ascomycota, Leotiomycetes, Helotiales, Mollisiaceae. The transcript is spliced from 3 exons. Gene Ontology annotation, cellular component: endoplasmic reticulum. Gene Ontology annotation, biological process: response to endoplasmic reticulum stress; protein folding.
CAGAUUAGUCGAAACGUAAGCGAUUCAGGAGUGAAGUUUGGUAUGGUCAACUGUGUGGAAAGCUUUGCACUAUGCAAAAAGUUUGACAUCCCGUCUUAUCCUAAGAUUUUGUUCUUCCAAGGAGAGAAUUGCAAAAUCUAUGCUGGAGCACUGGAAGAAAAAGGCAUUGUCGCUUAUCUAAAGAGACAAACCUUUCCAAUCGUAUCUACCAUUUCAAACCAAUCGGAGCUGAAAGAUUUCCAGGAAGUAAGUGAUGUUGCAAUAGUCGGUCACUUUCUACCUGGGAGUGAAGCUUUCCAGAGCGCUUUUGAGGACCUGGCUACAAGCUUUCGAGAUGACUAUAUUUUUGGCAAAACAGAAGGGGAUGGAUUCGAACAUGAGAGCGGAAGUGCUACUUUCAUCACCGUAUACAAAAAGUUUGACGACCCCGAACUUGUGUGUAACCUCACGCUCAAUCUUGAGGCUAACAAGGCUAUUUUAAAAUCCGCAUGCAGGCAGCUAGUAGCAGAAUUUCGGCCAGAACUUAAAGAUGACUUUUGUCUCCUUGGCCUCCCUCUUGGAUAUUUAUUCGUGGACAAAAAAGACGACAACAUUCAUCUGAUCGAAGAAGUUCGAACUCUAGCGAAGAAGCACAGAAACAAACUGCAGUUUGGUACUGCUGAUUCGAGCAUAUUUGAUGAGUUCGCAGACACUUUGCACUUGGCCAAGCGCUGGCCAUCGUUCGCCAUUUGGGACCCGCGCACAAAUGGGAAAUUCCCCUUGAACGAGAAGAAUGUCCCACUUCAUGUUGCUCUCGAACCUUUCGUGGACAACUUUGUUUCCGUCAAGCUCAAACCAACAGUAAUAUCCGCUCCGAUUCCUGAUACACAGACCAGCCCGGUCCUCGAAGUCGUCGCUUAUAAUUACGAUGACCUUGUGCUUAACAACGAGAAAGAUGUCUUUGUAGAAUUCUACACUCCAUGGUGCGGUCCAUGCAAAGCUCUGCUACCAGCUUAUGAAAAGCUUGCAAGGAUGUACGCCGACGACGAAGGAGUCAGAAAUCUGAUUACGAUUGCAAAGAUAGAUACCGAAGCCAAUGAUGUGCCCGAGAAGGACAUCAGACAUUUUCCAACUUUCAAGUUGUUCCUCGCAGGAGAAAAGGAUAAACCGGUCACCUAUAGCGGUAAUUACACGGUGGAACAAUGGUCAAAGUUCAUUAGAGAAAAUAGCAUGCGUAUUGCAGAUUGAGUCCAGCCAACAAAAUUCCAGAACAAC